This is a messenger RNA of Salvelinus namaycush (lake trout), 2065 nucleotides long. Its product is annotated as out at first protein homolog. The coding region runs from base 559 to 1383 and encodes 274 amino acids. The record is from RefSeq and is a predicted model, not a curated record. Lineage: Eukaryota; Metazoa; Chordata; Actinopteri; Salmoniformes; Salmonidae. The transcript has 4 exons.
UGAAUUUACAGCGCCGUCGCUGAAAGUUUCGAGGCCAUGCAAGUAGCCUACUCUGCAGUAGUUUGGAUACCGAAGGAAGUGACGGGACUGAAUGAGAAAAAUAGAAAAAAAAUACGAGGAUAAAAACAGAAAGCAGAAUACGAAGUAACGUGCUGUGUUACGGUCAAGAGAGAGUGUGUGGUAUACUACAUCGCGUAUGAUUCUGAUAUGCAUGGAAGUCGGGCUGGGUAAAGUUUUGUAAUGGUUACAAAGUAGCUGUGAAAUGAAAAGCCGAGAUUGAGGUUUUAAUCGAGGUGGGUUUACCUACGCGUAUGGAGUCGCGUUAAUGUUCGUACAAAAUACAUCACUCACGUCAUGAAUUCUAGUUUAAAGGUAUGGAAGACGAACAAUUGCUUGGAUUUCAUUUUUUUUUUUUUUUACAAAGAAUAAAUAGCAAAAGGGCUAUCUGAAACGGAAAUGCAACUAAAUAAUUAGCUAGUGAUAUUGAAUAGAGACCGUUGGAUUUCACCUGGACUUUAGUAUUUUUCCUCUGUCAAGUUCAGUUCUGCGUCUUCUGGAAUGUUUGGGAGUUGUGUUCUACCGGUUUCAGCUCGGAUAAAUGCAUUUCUCUGGGCACUAAUAUUUUUAACAACGUUUGGACUUUGUUCAGAGCUGAAGGUUCGAGUUCGUUUAGCUGAUGGACAAAUCACAGAGGAAGUUCUAGAAGCAGACAGUGAAAAAGACUCCAUCACACUUGAGUUCAAACAGGGAGAUGGAACUCUCAUAACAUUUGUCGCUGACUUCAAACAGGAUGUGAAGAUUUUCCGGGCGCUCAUCCUUGGGGAGCUGGAGAGGGGCCAGAGUCAGUACCAGGCCCUGUGCUUCAUCUCGCGCCUCAACCACAACGAGUUCAUCCCCAGCGAGUCCAUGGCCCGACUCAGACAGAAAAACCCUCACGCCAUCCGCAUGGCAGAGGAGAGGCGGGGCCACGACCAGCUGACCAUGAACGUGGCGCUGAACCUGAGCCAGGCGUGGCAGCUCAGCAGCCACAUCUACAACAUGUGCAGCGAGGCCCGGGAGGCCAUCUACACCCGGGAGAGGGACGUCCAACAUUGGCUGGAGAGAGGAGUGGAGGGCUCCGUGUUUGAGACCCUGCCCCAGACGGUGGACGUGGUCCCGGUCCUGCUGUCAUGCCGCUCUACGAGAGACGUGUGGCAGCCCUGCUCCUGCAGCUUCAGCCUGCGGCUGGAGUGGUACCCCUGCCUGCUCAAGUACUGCCGCAACCGCGACACCACAGGCAAAGGCAGCCCCUACAAGUGUGGCAUCAAAAGCUGCAGCAAAGGCUACCACUUCACCUACUAUGUCCCACACAAACAGCUCUGUCUCUGGGAUGAGGAGACUUAGCAGUACACUAGCCGUGUGGUCAGACUCCCCCCCCCCCAAACAAACCAAUGUUUUUCUUGUACUCCCUUAUUUAAUUUGGACAUCAGUUCAUCCCAAAACCAUUGGGCUGCAUCCUGUCGUGAGAUGAUAGUAGUUUGAUGCCUUACAUGGGGAAGGUUGAAAUUGAGACCAAAACCUUUUUUUGCGACAGGAGCUAUUUUCUCUCAAUAACUCUAUAGGGGACAUUUCCUAUAGUUUGGAUAUGAUGCCUCCGAAGUGUCCAGGUACCUACUGUGACCCUAAAUGACUCUUGCACGUUUGUGCCAAUGUUGGGGAAACAUCUCAAUAUGGCGCAGCUAAUAAAAAUGACGACAAGAACCUCCUCUCAUAAGGACACGUUUAUGCAUACGGCUGGACAGUGCAGCUUCUUUUCUACAUUUCUUGCCCCGUGGGAUGACUGGUGAAGGAACAACGUUCCCAUUAUGUUGUCACAGGAAACCGUGGGAUCGGAACGGUCAGUUAGACAAUGACUUAUGACAUCAAUAACACAGCUUUAGCCAGCUCCCUUCCUGGUCGAUGGCAAGUCGUGUUGCACUCGAUAAUGUUUCUCUGAUGCUGGCAUUAUUUAUUUGGUUGCAAGGUGAAAUUAUACAAGAUUCUUAUGUCUAAAAUGACUCAUCUUUAAAAAGUUUUAUCUUCAUCA